Messenger RNA from Ochotona curzoniae (black-lipped pika), 1735 nucleotides. RefSeq names its product kelch domain containing 1 (gene KLHDC1). The coding region runs from base 51 to 1256 and encodes 401 amino acids. Gene Ontology annotation, molecular function: protein binding. NCBI's taxonomy places the organism in Eukaryota, Metazoa, Chordata, Mammalia, Lagomorpha, Ochotonidae. The transcript has 13 exons. The record is from RefSeq and is a predicted model, not a curated record.
UGGGCAGGGGCUGCGGCGCGCCCGAGCGCUGGGGGCGAGCGACGGCGCGGAUGGCGGACUCGCGGCUCUUCUGCGUGGCCGAGGAGCGCAGCGGCCACUGCGCCGUGGUGGACGGAAACUUCCUCUACGUGUGGGGGGGCUACGUGUCUAUUGAAGACAAUGAAGUAUAUUUGCCUAAUGAUGAAAUUUGGACCUAUGAAAUUGAUAGUGGGUUAUGGAGGAUGCACCUCAUGGAAGGAGAACUCCCUGCCUCCAUGUCGGGAAGCUGUGGCGCUUGCGUGUGUGGGAAGCUCUAUGUUUUUGGAGGAUACGAUGACCAGGGAUACAGCAACAGACUUUAUUUUGUUAAUUUGAGAACAAGCGAUGGAACCUACCUUUGGGAAAAAAUCAGUAACUUUGAAGGCCAGCCACCAACGCCACGUGAUAAACUUUCCUGCUGGGUAUAUAAAGACAGGUUAAUAUAUUUUGGUGGUUAUGGGUAUAGGAGACACAGUGAACUCCAAGACUGUUUUGAUGUUCAUGAUGCAUCUUGGGAAGAACAGAUAUUCUGGGGAUGGCAUAAUGAUGUCCACGUGUUUGACACAAAGACACAAACUUGGUUUCAACCAGAAAUUAAAGGUGGAGUUCCACCACAGCCACGAGCCGCGCACACGUGUGCAGUUCUUGGAAAUAAGGGUUAUGUCUUUGGCGGACGUGUUUUGCAAACUAGGAUGAAUGAUUUGCACUACCUAAACUUAGACACCUGGACUUGGUCUGGAAGGAUUUCUGCUAAUGGAGAAAGCCCAAAACAUCGGUCCUGGCACACCUUAACACCCAUAUCUGAUGAUAAGCUUUUUCUAUUUGGUGGACUAAGCGCAGAUAAUAUUCCAUUAAGUGAUGGUUGGAUUUAUAAUAGCAUAACAAAUUGUUGGAAACAGCUUGUGUAUUUACCUAAAACAAGACCCAGGUUAUGGCACACAGCCUGUUUGGGAAAAGAAAAUGAAAUAAUGGUAUUUGGUGGAAGCAAAGAUGAUUUACUUUCCUUGGACACAGGUCACUGCAAUGAUUUAUUGAUUUUUCAAACACAGCCUUACUCACUGCUCAGGUCAUGUCUUGACUGCAUUGGUAAAAAUGCUGUUGUUUUGAAAAGCCAGAUAUCUUUAUUACCUCCUAAACUUCUGCAGCAGGUCCUCAAAAAAAUAACAUUUUGGACUGCUGUUAAUCACCGAGAAGAAGAAAGAGUCCAAAAAGAAGAAACAGAAAAUAAACAUCAGUGAAUCAGCAGUGGUUGAAUGAUUCAAGUCUUUCUGUGUUUAAUAUUUUUAAACAAUUCAAUCACAUCCAUUUGCUCUCCCCUCAACUGCACAGAUCACAGUUUAUUGAAAGGUUAAAAUUUGAAACUAAAAUGCUCUGUCGCCGUGAUUGUGUGGCAUGGGUUCGCUAGAAGAUGUUAAUGCAGAUUAAUUUACAUUUAUCAACCACUCUCCUUAACUUCUUCAGAAAUAUUCUUUGUGAAAGAACAGGCAUCAAUAACAGAAUUAACUCAACCUGCGUUGUUUACUGGGUGCAUCAUUCAAGCCUGAGUCUAAGAGAUUGCCCCAAGCACUUGGGCGCCGCACCAGUCCUAGCAUAAUGGCAGAUGUAGAUGUGAAAACUCUGCUCACUGACUUUGUGAAUGGACGCGUUUUCUCAAGCUGAUUCAAAAUGACUUAAGCUUUUCACUUAAUUCAGUUCUUAAAUAACUUCUCAUUAAAUA